AUGGAUACCGCAGGGUAUGGAUUUGCAGUAUUUCACAAUGGACACCUCGUCGAUUGGGGCUCUGGGCAACUUGGCCGCAGAGAAGUCUUUGACGCAGAGAUUCACGGCGCUGUAGAAGGUCUCCGAUGCGCUGUACUCGCCAAUCUCGCCAACGAACCAAUUACAGUAUCUAUGGGCAACACUUCUGUCAUCGACUGCAUAGGAGCGACAGCAUCAAACUCCUCGCAGGCCCAGUUCAGAGCCUUUCAGAAGAUAGGAGACAAAUAUCCAUACCAGGUAUCUGUUAAAUGGUGCCCAGGACAUAGCAACAUCUUCGGAAACGAGCUGGCAGACCUUCUCGCCAAGCAAGGAGCCAAUCUUGCAGUUCCAGAACACCUCCUCAGUCUCCUACCGCAGGAGACAGGUCAAGGGUCAGAUAGCCGUAGACUACCAGCGAUGGUGGCAAGGAGUAGAGAGAGCAGGUUACUCAUCGCUCGGCCUGGCCGCCGAGCUACGAAAGCUCCCUGA
Metarhizium brunneum ARSEF 3297 is the source of this 507-nucleotide messenger RNA. The record is from RefSeq and is a predicted model, not a curated record. NCBI's taxonomy places the organism in Eukaryota, Fungi, Ascomycota, Sordariomycetes, Hypocreales, Clavicipitaceae.